GCUUCUUUCACUGUUUCACUGCUACAGGAGGAAGACCAGUCCGGAUUGGCAGAGAAAGAACGUGAAAGACUACUUUGAUUGCAUUAAACAUCAGCUUUGAUGAGUUUGGCAUGACUGAAUAUGAAGUGAAAAAGACAGACCCAGUUAGAUCGCCCUGUUCCACCUUCCACCAACCGUAUGCAUUCAAGCUCUCUAUGCUCGUACAUGGUGAGCAUGUCCUCAGGUAGCGGACAUGGUCACCAUGCUGGCACAAUGCUGAUCACAGCACAUGCAUCGGCUGUGGCCACCAUGCUAUCCCUAUUCUUUGCUCCAUGCAGCUGCAACUAGCUCCUUGCUGGAGCCUGCUCAGCAGGCUGUGCGGCAACAUCCUCUUCGAAAGCCCCGAGGCAGCGGAGUUCCUACGGCUCUCAGCCGGUUUGCCGGUGCUCCUCUCCCAUUGCUACGCCGACCCAGAGCUGCCCUUGCUCAGGGAGGCCGGCGUCUAUGCGGUUCGCAAUGCUACGAAGCACAGCGAGAAGACCAGAGAUGCAGUGCGCAGCAUCCUUGCUGAGAGGCGAGUCCGUGAUGCUGCGGCAGGUCCUUUGCCCACGGUGGACGAGAGCGCUCUCUUCUAAUCUCAGAUUGACCACUACCAGCCUCAAACGCAUGCGCCCGCCUGCCACCUGCACACACCGUGGGCGACGACAAGCAGCCGAGCGCCUUCACCAGCUUCUUCCCGUCGCCAUGUGCUGCUCAUGGUGAACACGUGGCAGUGAGAGGCGCAUGCGUGGCGACGAUGAUCAUGGGAAGGCUUGGAUGAGAAGAAUUGUCCGAAGAGCAUCCCAGUGAAAGCCGAGUCCCACUUGUUGGUGGGCACAGUACGCUGAGCAAGUAGGUUGGAGAUUUGUCUAAGUCUUGAGUCUUUGGC
This is a messenger RNA of Durusdinium trenchii, 907 nucleotides long. The record is from the annotation of a GenBank genome assembly. NCBI's taxonomy places the organism in Eukaryota, Dinophyceae, Suessiales, Symbiodiniaceae.